UAGUUGCGGUGUGUGUGUGUAUGAGUGUGUGUGCCUGCGAGUCACAGCGGCGCCGGGGUAGCGCGGAGUGACACGGUAUGUGGCAUCGCUGCGGCUUUUAUACACCGUCGCAUUUUGAUGUCAUUGGACUGAAAGAAGGACGGAGCAUGGAAGUGACAUGUUGAGGGAAUGCCAGGACCCAGUGGACCGCAGCAUCUGUGAGGGUCUUGGGACAAGCCGCAUAAAUGACCAGUGCCCUCGCUCACCCCUGCUUCAGAUGACUUACAACUGAGGAAAGAUGUCUACUGCCACAGAGAAUGGAAGCGCAACAAGCGAAAGACCAAACGGGGAAAAAACCUACAAAAAGACAGCAUCAUCAGCGAUAAAAGGAACCAUUCAGCUGGGAAUAGGCUACACUGUAGGGAACCUUACAUCCAAACCUGACAGAGAUGUGCUUAUGCAAGAUUUCUACGUAGUCGAGAGUGUCUUCUUACCAAGUGAAGGAAGCAACUUAACUCCAGCACAUCAUUACCCAGAUUUCAGAUUCAAGACAUAUGCUCCAUUAGCAUUCCGCUACUUCAGAGAGCUUUUUGGCAUCAAGCCGGAUGAUUACUUGUAUUCGCUCUGCGGUGAACCUUUAAUAGAAUUGUCUAAUCCUGGUGCAAGUGGUUCCAUCUUCUUUGUAACCAGUGACGAUGAAUUUAUCAUCAAAACUGUUCAGCACAAAGAGGCAGAAUUCCUUCAGAAGUUGCUCCCCGGCUAUUACAUGAAUUUAAAUCAGAAUCCCCGGACACUACUACCGAAGUUUUAUGGACUUUACUGUCUUCAGUCAGGAGGUAUAAACAUUCGACUUGUGGUCAUGAACAAUGUAUUGCCACGUUCCAUGAAGAUGCAUUUCAAGUAUGAUCUCAAAGGAUCAACAUAUAAACGGAGAGCGUCUCGAAAAGAACGUGAAAAAUCCAGCCCCACAUAUAAAGACCUGGAUUUCCUGCAAGACAUGCAUGAAGGAUUGUAUUUUGACCCUGAUACCUACAGUGCAUUAAUGAAAACACUACAGAGAGAUUGCCGUGUGUUAGAAAGUUUCAAGAUUAUGGACUAUAGCCUGCUGCUUGGAGUUCAUGUACUCGACCGUCCACCCAAAGAAAAAGAGGGAGAGACGUCUCACUAUUCCAUAGACAAUAAACGGCCGUCAGUGCAGAAAGUUCUGUACUCCACUGCCUUGGAGUCUAUACAGGGUCCUGGGAAGGCUGUGGAUGCUGUCACAAAGGAGAACACAAUGGGAGGUAUCCCUGCAAAGAACCAUAAAGGAGAAAGAAUGCUGCUUUUCAUGGGUAUUAUCGAUAUUCUCCAGUCUUACAGGCUGAUAAAGAAAUUGGAACAUUCAUGGAAAGCAUUAGUUUAUGAUGGGGACACAGUGUCGGUUCAUAGGCCAAGUUUUUAUGCAGAUAGAUUUUUGAAGUUUAUGAAUUCCAGGGUCUUCAAGAAAGUCCAAGCUUUAAAGUCAUCACCCUCUAAGCGACGAUGCAAUUCUAUCCCAGCUUUGAAGUCUUCAUCACAGGAGAUUCUGUCUGCCAACACCCAUGAGUCUUUGGAAGAGAAGGAGAAAAACAAAAAACUGACAGAAGGUCAGAGUUUCACCAGUCUGGAUGAAGAGGCAAUAAAUUCAAGGCACCGGCCUGACCUUGUGCCAAGCACGCCAUCCUUAUUUGAAGCUGCUUCCCUAGCAACGACAAUAUCCUCUUCAUCACUGUUUGCAGAUGAUCAGUAUCACCAUGAAGACACAAUUCGCUAUUCUAGCAGGAGAGGACUACCGUCAAGUUCUACGUUCACGCUAGAAGACAGUGCGUACCAAACAUCUGAGCAGAGCACAAUAGAAAUGGACAAUGACAAUGAUGCCUUUGAUGUCUACUUAUAAAAAGACGUGCAGGAUUCUUCUUGUGAGAGACAGCUUGCUGUAAAACACAGUUUUCUAAGUGGGUUUUAUGUGAAGAGGAGAUUCACUGACAUUUCUGUGGACACGAGAGCGCAGUUACGUCAUCUGCCUUGAUCUGACAUACUUUGCUGGUGGAAACGGGAGAGGACAGUUAGUUGCACUUUGCUUAUGGAACUGUGAAGAACUCUUACAAAGCAUUAACAUUUCUGCUUCCAUUGCUGCAAACCACCUUGGACCUUGGAGUGACCACAUGGUGUUUCCUUUGCAUGUUUUCCGCUGUGAGUGGCAUGACACAUGACCUGUUGACCUUCUAAAACUCCAUACAAAAGAUCAUAAAUGCGAAGUAAAUGAAGUCGUUUUUCCUUCUUCCUUCUGAAAUCUAGACUGAGAUCUGUCUUGUUGGGUUGCAGUAUAAUUUCAUGCAGCUUCUGUGUACUUAUACAUCCUGACGAUCUGCUUCAGUAAAGAUGUUUCCAAUAUGUUUACUAUAGACACUGAAGACUAUGUGCUCUUUAUAACUAAGCCUUAUGUUGUGUACAUACUGUCUUUGAAAUAUUGUGAUCUAGUUUAUUGCUUGUAAAUGACAAAUUCUAUAAUUUAUUUAGACAAAAUUAACUGUAUACUAUAGUUUUAUGGAUGAAAAAAAUAAAUAUUUUGUUCUCAGUA
Molecule: messenger RNA, 2578 nt
Organism: Bufo gargarizans (Asiatic toad)
Lineage: Eukaryota; Metazoa; Chordata; Amphibia; Anura; Bufonidae
Gene: PIP5K1B
Product: phosphatidylinositol-4-phosphate 5-kinase type 1 beta
Exons: 15
Coding region: 278-1894 (538 amino acids)
Biological process (GO): phosphatidylinositol metabolic process
Molecular function (GO): phosphatidylinositol kinase activity
Source: RefSeq, a predicted model, not a curated record